This is a messenger RNA of Heterostelium album PN500, 1479 nucleotides long. Its product is annotated as AATF family protein. NCBI's taxonomy places the organism in Eukaryota, Evosea, Eumycetozoa, Acytosteliales, Acytosteliaceae. Gene Ontology annotation, cellular component: nucleus; nucleolus. The transcript has 4 exons. The record is from RefSeq and is a predicted model, not a curated record. Bases 1 to 1479 code for a protein of 492 amino acids.
AUGGUUGGAAAAACUAAUAAGAAAAGUAGUGGUGGUUCAACAGUGGCAGCUAAAAAGAAGAAUGAUGCUCCUACCAAAACAAGGUCAAAACCAACAACAUUGUCAGAUGAGAUCACACAAUUAGUAAGCGAUAAUGCACCAAAGUCAUUCGAUCCAGAAAGUGCAGAGUUUGGUGAUGUUAGUUUAUAUAAACCAACCGAUGAAGAUUUCGGUGAUAUCAUGGAUGAUAACAAUCAAAAUGUUAGAAUCAGAGGUGAGAUACCAUCAGCUUUUACAACUGGAAAAUACGCUGGAAAGAAAUCAUCUAGAAAAGAAAACGAUCUUGAAGAAGAUGAAGACGAAGAAGAAGAUUUUGAUGAUGAUGUUGAUAAUCAAGAUGAUAUCGACGAUGCAUUUGAAUUUGAAGAUAGAGUUUUAUCAUCAAAUACAAUUGAUGAAGCAGAUAUUCUUAUGAAACAAUUGGAACAAGAAGGUGAUGAACAAGAUGACGAUGAAGAUACCGAACAACCAAAAUUAGUUAGUAAGAAUUCAGCUAUUUCAGCAUUGGAGGAAUUAGAGAAAGCAAAGAAUACAAAGAAUCAAACCGAUCUGUUCGAUGAGUUCCUGACAACUAGAAUUCAUUUACAAAAGACUAUCGGUAUUGCCAAUAGACUUCCAAAACCAGUCGAUCACAAACUGCUGCUUCAGGACGAGGAGAUUAAGCUCAAGUUUGAAGAGGCUGUCGGAGAGGCCAAGUCGUUGCUGGGCGACUUGUUCUCGCUGCAGAGUGAACUUGUAUCGAGAAACUCUGAGAUACAGCAACACAAACAACAGUCAAACAAACGUCUCAGAGAAUCUGAUACUCUCGGUGAUAUUUGGACACACAUAGAGGAGCAGAACACUCGUCUUUUCAAGUUUGCCGGUGAGUCGAUCGAGAAGUGGAACAACCGUGUCAACCUCACAGUGAACACUGGCAGCGGCGGUUCGAAAUCAUCAAAGAAUCUCAAAUCGAUCAAUCAAUCCAUAAUGACACAAGUCAACAAUACAUUGAACGAUAUCGAAAGACUACAUAAACGUACACGUCUAAAGAGAUCACAAUAUACAAUUUUUGGUCAACAACAACAACAACAACAAAAUAAUAAUAAUAAUAGUAAUGAUAAAAAGAUUGAAGAAUAUGACGAUGAAAUAUUUGAUGAUACAGAUUUCUAUCAAGUUUUAUUAAAAGAGAUUGAAAAGACAAGUACAAAUGAACAAGAGAUUGGUUCGCAAUACUGGAAGGAGAUGCAAGCAUUGAAGAAGAAGAACAAGAAGCGUCCAACCAACAACAAAGCAUCCAAGGGAAGACAACUCCGUUACGAAACCUUUACAAAACUCGAAAACUUUAUGCCACCCGUACCCGCACCACUACCACCUUGGAACCUCGACGAUCUUUUUUCAAAUCUUUUUGGUGGUAUCGGUGUUGGUGAUGCCAUCACCACUGGUGGUCCAUCAUCCAACUAG